This is a messenger RNA of Lachancea thermotolerans CBS 6340, 3756 nucleotides long. It is a transcript of the gene SPO71, whose product is annotated as Spo71p. The transcript has a single exon. Gene Ontology annotation, biological process: protein localization to prospore membrane; ascospore-type prospore membrane formation. Bases 1 to 3756 code for a protein of 1251 amino acids. The record is from RefSeq and is a predicted model, not a curated record. Gene Ontology annotation, cellular component: prospore membrane. Lineage: Eukaryota; Fungi; Ascomycota; Saccharomycetes; Saccharomycetales; Saccharomycetaceae.
AUGAACCAUGAGGUCGAGCACUUUAAGAAUAUAGCGCUUGAUGAGGAAUCGUACGCCAAAUACAUUUGCCAGAACUCACCGCAAUUGAUGCCCGCGGACGGUAAGGUUCACAGCCUCUCGAUUCCAAGAUCCUCGUUCACUGCAUUCAGGCUAAAUUACGCCUCGCCAGUUGAAAUGUCGCUGAGCUCCAGAACGGUGUUGCUUGGAGGAGUUCCAAACCUGUGGUAUGCACAACGCAAAAACAACCUCCUGCGGUCCAUUUAUCUAUUUGCAAACAAAAAGCUGAGACGAAGAGUCCGCAUGGCAGGCGAAUAUGCACACGCGAUCGGGCAUCGUUCAAAGAGGAAAGUUGUCCGUCGCGCUGCUUUGAGCCCUAAAAAUGUUGUUAAAGAGAGGCGCUCGAAAGCUCUCGAAAGCACAAAAGCCCAACCUUCGAACACGAUGGCGCAAACGAUUGAAGUUGGAAGCGAAACAACCGGCGUGCCUCGUAAGGUCCCACCCCCUCCUAUGAAGACAGCAACAAUGGCACUGGGCCAAAUAUCAAGGCCUACGAGUCGGCAUGAUCCACACUCGGCAAUUCGGGGGUUGAGGGAUCAGGAACUCAGCCGCCUUGGCCGGAACAAGAGCCGCGAGCGCCAUAGUUCAGAGACGGACCUACUUGACAUGAAACGUGUAGCAACUAAGGAUGCUGCUCUAGAACUAUCGCCCAAGGUGCUCACCCAAAGCUCUAAAACGGGGGUAUCGCAGUCUAGGGAAACACUGGAUGGCACAGGGCUGACAAGCUUUUUUUCAAGUAGUCAGUCUGAGAACUACUACUCUGCUGAAGAGACUAUCUCAACUUCUGAGGAUCAAGACACGAUCUCUGACAGUUGCCCAGAAACAUUCAAAGGCAGCAGUGCUGAUACGCGGGGCAAUUCCGAAGGAACAACAGUUCCGCAGCUCGUGAAGUUGCCUUCGAGUGGACCAGUCAAACCAGCAAUAAGAUUUACCAAUGAUCCGCGUUCAAUCUCUUUACAAUCCUCGCCAGAAGACUAUGAGAGCGAUGAAAUUGAAACCAGCCUUAGCGCUUUCUCCUCCAACUCAGAAGACGGAGAAGCGAGGAGGCUUCGGGGCGCUUCAAAUACACGCCAGAAAGACAUGCUACAGCUGCUUGAACCCGAACCGGAAAGACUGAGCGAAGAUGAACACAAUCGCAUAAUAAAAUCAAGUUCGCAUCGCAAGAUGGUGAAGGGAAUAAAGACCAUUUGUAGCAAAACCGGUCAAAAACUUCACAUCGAGAAGCUAGAUAAACUCAAUAACGAGGUGUCAAGAGUACUAGGUGGUGAGCUGGGCCUUUCUCAAAGAUUGUUCAAAAAGCAUAAUGCUGGAGAGGUUGUGAAAAUGGAGAAAAUGCUUGUGCUUGUCAAACACUCAAAGUCUGUUAGUGGCCUUCCGACCCAUUUUUCCGACGCUGAGCCUAUCGAUACAAGAAUUGUCGAAAGAUGGAAAGAAUACAUUGUCGUCGCUCGACUUACCAAGAAACCCGAGUCGCCAAUAUACUUACAAUUUUACCGUAAUAGGAACAUUCCUGCGGUUGAGGCUUUUGACAACUCUACCGAAGACUUUAGAGCAAACUCUAUGGAUUUUCAAUUGAGCAAGCAAUGCAUAGUGGGGGUCUACAAUAACCUAGAUAAAACGAUCCACAUAGUAAAGCCAUGCUCAGGGUUCGAGAACGGGAACCAGAAUUUAACCGAGAAGUCAAAGGUCAACAAUGCCCUGAAAAUCUACAUUCUUAGAAGUAAGUCAGCAGUAUCGGCAGAAAAAUGGCUUUCGUUUUUGAGACAGUCUUUGGGCCUUGCUGACGUCCUUAACAAGGUCAAAGUUAAUUUACCUGAGGCGGACAUAUCUCUCAAAAUACCGCUUUCCAGAGGGUUGCGCCAGGUUUUCAACGCUAAAGUUGAUACCGAAGAAGAAAAUUUGAAAGUUCUAGUCCUACCUCGGGGCUAUAAGGUCUUAGCAUUCCCUAUUAUGAGGUAUUUAGAACUGGUCAUCAGGUCAAAACUUCAAGAAUGUGGAUUGGAACAACAACUUUCUCGAUGGGCCAAAGCCAAUAUCAUAACCGGGUUUUGUUGGAAACAUUACGAUAGACUCGAAUGGUGUCCUGGUGAUCAAUAUGACUUGCUGCUCGAGAACAUAUCAUUACGAAUGUCUCAUUUACUCGAAUACCGAACUUUGACGCAUUAUCCUAGAAGCGUUAAAACAGGCAAUGGAGAGAAGCUUACAGAGCCUCCAGCUCUUGAAGGGUUCCUUUUAAGGGUGACCAACAGAUAUGGGCGUGAUACUGCCAAAGUUGUACACAAGCCCUACUCUAAAUUCUUAUAUUUCUUCACCUCGGACGGUCUUCUUUUCUUCAUGAAAUCAUAUAAGGGUGUGCCGCCUUUGCCAAGCGAGAUACUUAGCAGGGAAGCAACUUGUACUUACGAUAUGGAAAAGUUACAAGACGCCAUCAAUGCAAUCCCUUCGGUUUACGAGGAUAACCCUUAUCGUAUCGACUUAAAUAGUCACAUUGAGUGGCUCAAUGAGCACAUGAGUCCUAGCGAGUUUGAGAGUAGAGAUGGUGCAGCAUUCACAUCGAUGUGGCGGAAAAUUGCCCAUGUCAUCAAAGCAGAGGGGAUUAUUGACCUAACGGAUAUCAAAUCAAUUUCCAAGUUGAGUGAACAAGAAGGGCAUUAUAAUGAACUAAAAUUUAAGUUCUUAAACAGCGCAAACAACUUUAUUUGGAAGUCUAAGCAGUCUCCCCAGUCGUCUAUCGACUCGCUCUUUGUGCUUCACCUCAGGAACGGUCUUGAGGUUCAAUUAAUGGCACCAAAUCCGCAGAUGGCAGAUGAAUGGAUCGAUAGACUUUCUUGCCUAAGCAAGUAUUGGAAACACAGAAAGAAAGAGGACUCAAGAACUAUGUGGGAUGUAAAGGUUAGUAACCUUUCCAACUUGAAAAUUCCCGAACUUGAGGAAGCCAACAUCAGUCAGGACACACCUAAAUGGAUUACGGAUCGAGGCAUUGCCAAUGAGGAAAUUCACAAUAUAAGUGCAUAUGCCAUGAUGAGACCGCUGAUGCAAAAUGGCGUCUUGUACCAAAAGGCUCGCAAACACUCAAUAUUCCGAAAAUUCUACGUCAUUUUGACCCCAGGAUUUUUAAUAUUGUACCAGUAUUUUAAAAGCGCAAGAGUUAAUUUCUCUAAAAAGGUUGUUGACCACCGGCAUUUCAUGACAAUACCGAUUGAAGAAUGCUACGUGUAUUCUGGAAACCUCACGUCCUUAGACUUAUUACAAAGAGACAAGCAAUUCGAUAACUUGAACUCUGGGAAUGAGCCUUUACCUAGAGUUUACGCUGAUGGCUGGAAAUCGAGUGAGGAUGAAUCUUCGAAGUGUUUUACUCUUUGGUUUGGAACAAAAAGAGCGAUUUCAAAUUACAACUCCCUGUUCAAGUACAAUAAAGACAGUCGCGCGCAUACAUCGGGGUUUCGAGCUGGAAAUGAAGAGCAGCCCUAUCCUAGGGGCACCGACUUGAAUUCGGAAACCUCCGGUACCGCUGAUCUCAGCAUGGAUAAGAAUUUAGAGAAAAACCCUCGACUUUUCAAAGUCGUUAGCAGACUUGGCGUGUCCGGAAGAUCCAUGGUUUUCAUGGCUAGGUCAAGACAAGAAAGGGACCAGUGGGCCAUGAAAAUACAUGCUGAACUGGAAAGACUGAGAAACAGCUCAUUUGAUAUAGAAGAGUGA